ACAUAUUCCAGUAUUCAAAUAUUCUCAGUUUCAUUAUUGUCUUGAUGUCACACACCACAAAACACAGGAACAAUUGCAGGACAAAAAUGAUUUAUUUUGCGUUUUCACACACAAACAGUCACCACACAAAUAACAAAUGAACUAAAAGUCUGAGGAAUAGCUUUGUGCUGGAAACAUCACACAGCAAAACAAGAGCUAUUUGAUCUGGCUCCAUUUGGUUGGUUCUGGGAUAUGUGCAUGCAUGUCAUUUUCACAGCUUAUUAUUGGACUGUCACUGGUGGCCUGCGUUGUGAGUGAGAAUGACAGAGAUGUGAUUCCGACAACUUCAGGCAUCCGCCGUCCAAAAGUCCAAGCAGACCGCACCAAGCACACUCCUUGAUCGCCUGAGCGGAUCCUGCUCUUUUUAUCCUGCGCCCCUGCUGUCACCCUCCAGCAUCGCAGCUCAAGUUACACUGCGCAUGUGCAAUCCCCCCAUGUUUGACCCCGUGUCCCAGCCUUCUCUUGAAUAGUCUUGACUUCACACUGUUUGAGCAAGAUGGCGUCUGUUGGAAACCUGUGUUAGCGGAGUGUCUUUGUUGUGUUUUUAAAGUGUGAACAUGUCUAAAAUCCAAAUGCUGAGAGCGUUGGUGCAGCAGCGACUAACUGCGGCUGCCGAAGAGAUAUUUGGGCUGGUUGAAAGAACGAUAGCAGAGUACGAGGAGGAACUUUGUCGAUCAAAAGAGGAGAACGAGCGACAACGGAAACUAAUGGACGCUGUUUUCAACCCUCAGCUUCGGUUACACAGAGCAGACGUCCAGCAGCUGUUGGUGGUUAAAGAAGAGGUUCCCCCUGAGCAGCAGGAGUGGAGCUCCAGUGUGGACCAGGAGGACCCAGAGCCUCCACACAUUAAAGAGGAACAGGAGGAACUCUGGAUCAGUCAGGAGGAAGAGCAGCUUCAAGGGCUGGAGGAGGUUGAUAUCACCAAAUUCAUAUCCACCCCUGUCCCUGUGAAGAGUGAAGAUGAUGAAGAGAAACCUCAGUCCUCACAGCUUCAUCAAAGACACACUGAACAGAUGGAAACAGAAGCAGAGGGAGAGGACUGUGGAGGAGCAGAACCAGCCAGGAACUCAGAUCCAGAUACACAUUUACAACCUGAGACUGAUGACAGUAAUGACUGGAAGGAGACCAGAGAACCUCAGUCAGGUUUAAACUGUCUGAAAAAUGAUGAAGUCCCUGUGAGUGAUUUGAUUGUUUGCGAGAAACCAUUUAGCUGCUCUGAGUGUGGGAAAAGAUUCAGUCAGAAGGGACAUCUGAGGAUUCACAUUAUGUGUCAUACAGGAGAGAAACCAUUUAAGUGCUCUGAGUGUGGGAAAAGAUUUCGUGAGAAGGGACAUCUGAGGAUUCACAUGAGAUCUCAUACUGGCGAGAAACCAUUUAGUUGCUCUGAGUGUGGGAAAAGAUUUGGUCGCAGUGGAAAUCUGAGCAGACACAUGAGAUUGCAUACAGGAGAGAAACCAUUUAGUUGCUCUGAGUGUGGGAAAACAUUUUGCCGAAAUCAUGAUCUGAAGGCACACACUAUAUCUCAUACAGGUGAAAAACCCUAUAGCUGCUCUGAGUGCGGGAAAAGAUUUGGUCACAGCAGUGAUAUGAAGAGACACAUGAGAUCUCAUACAGGGGAGAAACCAUUUAGCUGCUCCGAGUGUGGGGAAAGAUUUCAUCUAAGGGCACAUCUCAUGAAACACAUGAGAUCUCAUAUAGGGUGGAAACCAUUUAGUUGCUCUGAGUGUGGGAAAAGAUUUCGUCGGAGGGAACAACUGACGAGACACAUGAGAUCUCAUACUGGAGAGAAACCAUUUAGUUGCUCUGAGUGUGGGAGAAGAUUUGGUCGCAGUGGAAAUCUGAAGCUACACAUGAGAUUGCAUACAGGAGAGAAACCAUUUAGUUGCUCUGAGUGUGGGAAAAAAUUUUGCCGAAAUCAUGAUCUGAAGGUACACAUGAGAUCUCAUACAGGUGAAAAACCAUAUAGCUGCUCUGAGUGCAGGAAAAGAUUUGGUAACAGCAGUGAUAUGAAGAAACACAUGAGAUCUCAUACAGGUGAAAAACCAUAUAGCUGCUCUGAGUGCAGGAAAAGAUUUGGUAACAGCAGUGAUAUGAAGAAACACAUGAGAACUCAUACAGGUGAAAAACCAUAUAGCUGCUCUGAGUGUGGGAAAAGAUUUGGUCACAGCUGUGAUAUGAAAAAACACAUGAGAUCUCAUACAGGGGAGACACCAUUUAGCUGCUCCGAGUGUGGCGAAAGAUUUCGUCAGAGGGCACAUCUGACGAAACACAUGAGAUCUCAUAUGGGGUAGAAAUCAUUUAGUUGCUCUGAGUGUGGGGAAAGAUUUCGUUGGAGGGGACAUCUGACGAGACACGAGAUCUCAUGUAGGGUAGAAACCAUUUAGAGAGGAACAGGACGAACUCUGGAUCAGUCAGGAGGGAGAGCAGCUUCAAGGGCUGGAGGAGGAUGAUAUCACCAAGUUCACAUCCACUCCUGUCCCUGUGAAGAGUGAAGAUGAUGAAGAGAAACUUCAGUCCUCACAGCUUCAUCAAAGACAUACUGAACAGAUGGAAACAGAAGCAGAGGGAGAGGACUGUGGAGGACCAGAACCAGCCAGGAACUCAGAUCCAGAUACACAUUUACAACAUGAAACUGAUGAGAGUGAUGACUGGAAGGAGACCGGAGAACCUCAGUCAGGUUUAAAUUAUCUGAAAAGUGUCUGUGAGUAAUUUGAUUGUCUGUGAGAAAUGAUUUAGUUGCUCUGAGUGUGGGAAAAGAUUCGGUCGCAAUGGAGAUCUGAACAAACUUGAGAUCGCAUACAGGAGAGAAACCAUUUUGUUGCUCUGAGCGUGGGCAAACGUGGUUACAGUAGUGUUAUAAAGAAACACAUAAGAUCUCAUACAGGAGAGAAAUCAUUUAGCUGUUCAAUUUGUAGAAAAUCGUUUACACUGUGUAUAUUUACAUGCAUACAUGAGGAGAACUCAUGAUGGGGAAAACUGAUUCAGCUGUUCGGUUUGGAAACUAAAUCUUUUAUUUGGAAAAAGACUGUAAAAAACAACCGUGAGAACUCGUACAGGACAAACACUUUUCAGCUUCAAUGUCUGUAUGAAAUCUUUUACACAAACUGGACAGUUACACAAAUACAUUAAAUCCCACACAACAGAGAAACCUUUCAGCUGCAGUGUUUGUCACUAAAGAUUCACUUGACCUUAACAACUCAGAUGCUAUCAAUGUUUUGUUUGUUAGUCUGCACAGCCUCAUCAAACUCAAACUGAGGAGAGCAGAGAGGCAGACACUCAAUACUAACCAAAAACAAUUAAGUUACUCAGUGUGGGGUAAAAAGAUUUGUCUGUCAGAGAUGCUCAGUUUUUUCAGUCCACAGCUCCUCUGCAUAGUCUCUGCCAUCUUUCCUUUUCUCAUCUUAUGUGCAGCAGCACUGUGCAGUCAAGGGCUGGGCCGUGGGCUGAUGCGGACAGGCACAUCAGAGGGGACGCCGCUGGGCGACUUUCAUGACUCAGCCUUCAUUUGGAAUUGUGUUAUCAGCUUUACACUCCCAGUUUGGAGAACUGGCAUGGUUAGGUCGCUUCCCAAAGUCACACAACAACACAAACUAACUGUCCAAUUGAAGGGCAGCUGAAGAACAGUGACUCAUUGUGUUCUGUGAAGUAAAAUUACUGAUUCUGUCAGUGGAGUCUGGUUGUUUUUAGGAGAGCAUCAUGUAACUGCAUCAGUUUACCAUUGUAAGAGACUGUCUGACAGCAAGGUGAGGUGUUGAAAAUACUCUUAACAAAGUGUUCUUUUACAUUGGUGAUCCUUUUCUUUCAUGUGGUGAAGAUAGGUUUGCUGCUGCCCCCGUCCAGUCACCAGACUCCUUUGAUAGAAACAGCAAUUUUUUUUCUCCCUGGCUCUCAUGCCAUUUUUGGUCUCCUCUGUGUCCCCUCUCUAACUUCAGAGGAUUUUACGGGUUCAGGAACGCAGCGCAGGCGGAAGUCUUCAUGAGGUGUUUUUUUUU
This is a messenger RNA of Epinephelus lanceolatus (giant grouper), 4031 nucleotides long. RefSeq lists its product as uncharacterized. Lineage: Eukaryota; Metazoa; Chordata; Actinopteri; Perciformes; Serranidae. Gene Ontology annotation, molecular function: DNA-binding transcription factor activity, RNA polymerase II-specific. Gene Ontology annotation, cellular component: nucleus. Gene Ontology annotation, biological process: regulation of transcription by RNA polymerase II. The record is from RefSeq and is a predicted model, not a curated record.